Molecule: messenger RNA, 927 nt
Organism: Daphnia carinata
Lineage: Eukaryota; Metazoa; Arthropoda; Branchiopoda; Diplostraca; Daphniidae
Product: glycoprotein-N-acetylgalactosamine 3-beta-galactosyltransferase 1-like
Exons: 6
Cellular component (GO): membrane
Molecular function (GO): N-acetylgalactosaminide beta-1,3-galactosyltransferase activity
Source: RefSeq, a predicted model, not a curated record
AUAAAAGAUCCCAGUCUGCCGACCAUCAAAUUGCCUAUAAUCGAAGGGCGGGACCAACUUUGGGGUAAAACGAGAGAAGCAUUUCGCCAUAUAUGGAAUCACUAUCGAGAUCAAGCUGAUUGGUUUUUCAAAGCCGACGACGACACGUACGCCAUUCUGGAAAAUAUGCGUUAUUUUCUUUCAGCUUACAACACAUCGAAACCCUUGUGGUUUGGACAUAAAUUCAAGACCAUAGUGAAACAAGGCUACUUUAGCGGUGGCGCAGGAUACGUCCUUAGCAAAGAAGCUACUAGACGGUUCGUCGAAGAAGGCUAUUUUAACGUGCUACUCUGUCGACACGAUCACGAGGGAGCGGAGGACGCAGAAAUGGGAAAAUGUAUGAGUCGACUGAAUGUGUCGGCCAUGGACACGAGAGACGCCAAAGGCAGAGGAAGAUUUUUCCCGUUUUUUCCCGAACAACACAUUUUCCCUGGGAAAGUAACAAAGGACUACUGGUAUUGGCAAUCCAUUUACUACCCCGCACAAGAGGGAUUAGAAUGUUGUUCGGACAGCGCAAUCUCUUUCCACUACGUCAAACCUGAACAAAUGUACCUUCUAGAAUACCUGAUUUAUCGGUUAAGGCCGUUCGGGUUGGAGCCAGAAGAACGGCCAGCAACUCCAGAUCCAUCGCCAGACUUGGAUUUAACAGCGACGCCUUGGUAUGUUUCCGAAAAGCAAUUCGAGGGCAAUUCCGCUGGAGGUGAAGUAAUCCACAGCAGUACCAGUGCCACCCCCACACUGAAAAGUAACAGAUAUACCAUGAAAAAUUACACAGAACGACUCAAUGAGCUUAUCAAAAGAACAGAAAGGGCAAGAAAAUUGAAAAUAACAUAAUAUAAACUGCAGUCAUUUGCUUGAUUUGUUUCCAAAUAACUAUGUUAACGUGAU